Molecule: messenger RNA, 4086 nt
Organism: Manihot esculenta (cassava)
Lineage: Eukaryota; Viridiplantae; Streptophyta; Magnoliopsida; Malpighiales; Euphorbiaceae
Product: pentatricopeptide repeat-containing protein At4g31850, chloroplastic
Exons: 1
Coding region: 419-3766 (1115 amino acids)
Molecular function (GO): protein binding
Source: RefSeq, a predicted model, not a curated record
CAAAUUUCGUUUGAAAGCUCUUCCCCGUCCUCCAAAAGCCUUUCACAGAAAUAUCUCAACCCAGCAACCUCAAGUUUCUCAUUUUCCUUACAAGAACAGAGCCAUGCCAUGAAAUCUAUCUAAAGAAAGAUAGAAUUUUUCCUUUUCCUCUUAGGAGAAACAAAAUGGUUGAAAGAGAAAGCACCUCACUUGUGCCAGAAUCAGCUGUGUCAAUCGCCAUAGCCAAUUACUUCUUCGAACUGUCGUGUAUCUCCAUGAGGAAAAUGUUUGGGCGACUGUAAGCCCCAUUUGUUCACCUUCAAGCUUGUUUCUUUCCUGAUUGGAAAUUAAACAAGCAAUUGUCGUGCAUAAAAACCAAUCUCUCUCCGAUUUAUUGAGGUAUUGUUAUGCUUGUUCUUCAGUUCUUUAUGAACCUUUAAUGGCUGUGUUCGUUAUUUGCUCUUCAAGUAUGUGUUGCAGCACUGUCAAUUAUAGCUAUGCGUUCAUUCAAGAUAAUUGGUUACCCGCUUUAGUUGAUAAUAAUGUGUCAUUCGGAGGUAAGGAAGUUGGAAAUUUUAAAGUCUUGACAUCUGGUUCUAAUGGAAAUUGGAAGAAAUCCAGGAGAAAGAAAGUGGGUUUUUGUGGGGUUGUUAUGAAAGGUAAUCAUGAGCUUGUGGUGGUAAAGAGGAAGCCAAAAAAUGCCUUAUCAUCUGAGGAUGUUAUGGCUGUGCUUAACUCGAUUUCAGACCCAAGUGAUGCUUUUUCAUACUUUAAAUCAGUUGCUAAGUUGCCCUUUGCUGUUCACACCACUGAAACAUGUAAUCACAUGCUUGAAGUCUUGAGGAUUCAUAAGAGGGUAGAAGAUAUGGCUGUUGUGUUCCAGUUGAUGCAAAAGCAAAUUAUAAGGAGAGAUUUGAAUACCUAUUUGACUCUCUUUAAGGGGCUUUAUAUUAGAGGUGGGCUUAGGCAAGCACCAUUGGCACUUGAAAAGAUGAGGGAGACGGGGUUUAUUUUGAAUGCUUAUUCAUAUAAUGGGUUGAUCUACUUGUUACUGGAUUCUGGGUUUUGUAGGCAGGCUUUGGAGGUUUAUAGAAUAAUGGUAUCAGAAGGUCUUAAGCCAAGUCUGAAGACUUACUCUGCCUUAAUGGUAGCAACAGGGAAAAGAAGGGAUAUCCAAACUGUUAUGGGAUUGUUGGAAGAGAUGGAGAGUUUGGGGUUGAGGCCAAAUAUCUACACGUACACCAUAUGCAUUAGAGUACUUGGAAGAGCAGGGAAAAUUGAUGAUGCAUUUAGGAUUAUGAAGAGAAUGGAAGAUGACGGAUGUGGUCCUGAUGUAGUUACUUAUACAGUUCUUCUUGAUGCCCUUUGUAGUGCAGGAAAACUCGACAGUGCCAUGGAAUUGUUUGUAAAGAUGAAAGCUAGCAAUCACAAACCUGAUAGGGUAACAUAUAUUACCCUGUUGGACAAAUUCAGUGAUUUUGGUGACUUGGACACAGUGAAAAAAUUUUGGAGUGAAAUGGAAACUGAUGGCUAUGUCCCUGAUGUGGUUGCUUUUACUAUACUUAUCAAUGCAUUAUGCAAAGUUGGGAAAAUUGAUGAAGCAUUUGAUCUGUUGGAUGUCAUGAGAAAGCAAGGGGUGUUGCCAAACCUUCAUACGUACAAUACAUUGAUUUGUGGACUUUUGAAGGUAAGAAAGUUGGACGAUGCUUUAGACCUUUUCAAUAACAUGGAAUCUCUGGGUGUUGAGCCUACUGCUUAUACUUAUAUCCUUUUCAUUGACUACUAUGGAAAGUCUGGGCUAUCUGACAAAGCUCUUGAGACCUUUGAAAUGAUGAGAACUAGGGGAAUUGUUCCUAAUAUUGUUGCUUGCAAUGCAUCUUUGUAUAGUCUUGCUGAAAUGGGUAGACUUGGGGAAGCAAAAGCUAUUUUUAAUGGUCUUAAAAGUAAUGGGCUAGCUCCAGAUUCAGUGACCUAUAACAUGAUGAUGAAGUGCUAUAGCAAGGCAGGGAAAGUGGAUGAAGCAAUUAAGUUACUAUCUGAUAUGUCAAAAAGUCAUUGUGAACCGGAUGUAAUGGUAAUUAAUUCUUUGAUCGAUACACUUUACAAGGCUGGCCGAAUGGAUGAGGCAUGGCAAAUGUUUUGCAGACUGAAUGACAUGAAGCUUGCUCCUACAGUUGUGACCUACAACACAUUAAUUGCUGGAUUAGGGAAAGAGGGCCAGGUACAAAGAGCCAUUGAAUUAUUUGAAAGUAUGACUAUGAAUGGGUGUCCUCCAAACACAAUAACUUUCAAUACACUCCUGGAUUGCCUUUGCAAGAACGAUGAGGUUGAGUUGGCUUUGAAGAUGCUUUACAAAAUGCCAACAAUGAAUUGUACACCUGAUGUUCUGACUUUCAACACUGUCAUUCAUGGGUUCAUUAAAGAAAAACGGGUUACUAUUGCAAUCUGGCUCUUCCAUCAGAUGAAGAAAAUGCUUACCCCUGAUUGUGUAACUUUGUACACCCUCCUUCCUGGUGUUGUAAAGAAUGAGUUGAUAGAUGAAGCUUUCAAGAUUGUUGAGGAAUUUGUUCAUCGGGUUGAAUUUUAUAUAAGCAGGCAAUUUUGGGAAGAGCUAAUGGGUGGAAUUUUGACACAAGCUGGAACAGAAAAAGCCAUUUUAUUUGGUGAAAGAUUGGUAUGCAGCAGGAUUUGCCAGGAUGACUCUGUGUUGUUGCCUAUAAUUAAGGUUUUGUGUAAGCAUAAAAAAGCCUUGCUCGCACAUCAUGUAUUUAUGAAGUUUACCAAGGAACUGGGAGUUAAUCCAACUCUUGAAGCAUACAACUGUUUGAUUGAUGGGCUUCUUCAAAUCCACAAUGCUGAAAUGGCUUGGGAUCUUUUCAAGGAGAUGAAGAAUGCUGGUUGUGCUCCAGAUGUUUUCACCUACAACUUGUUACUUGAUACUCAUGGGAAGUCUAGGAAGAUCAAUGAACUUUUUGAACUGUAUGAAGAGAUGCUUUGUAGUGGAUGCAAACCCAACAUCAUAACUCACAACAUAGUUAUUGCCAAUCUUGUGAAAUCUAAUAGCUUGGACAAGGCUUUGGAUUUAUAUUAUGAUAUUGUUAGCGGCGAUUUCUCUCCCACCCCUUGUACCUAUGGUCCUCUUUUAGAUGGACUUCUCAAGUCAGGUAGACUGGAGAAAGCAAAAGAGUUGUUUGAGGAAAUGGAAGACUAUGGAUGCAGGCCUAAUACUGCUAUCUACAAUAUCCUUAUAAAUGGAUACGGAAAAACUGGUGAUGUGGAUGCUGCUUGUGAACUGUUUAAAAGGAUGGUUAGAGAAGGAAUAAGACCAGACUUGAAGUCUUACACUAGUCUUGUUGGUUGCCUAUGUACGGUGGGGAGAGUAGAUGAUGCUUUACAUUACUUUGAGGAUCUAAAGCAAACUGGGUUAGAUCUUGAUUCAGUUGCUUAUAACCUCAUGAUUGAUGGGCUUGGAAGAUCACAUAGGCUAGAAGAAGCUCUCUUUCUUUUUGGUGAAAUGCAGAGUAGAGGUAUCAGCCCUGACCUUUUCACUUACAAUUCCUUAAUAUUCAAUCUUGGGAUUGUUGGGAUGGUCGAGCAAGCCGGAAAGCUAUAUGGAGAGCUACAAUAUAUGGGUCUUCAACCUAAUGUGUUCACCUACAAUGCUCUCAUUCGUGGAUACAGCAUGUCAGGUAAUUCUGAUCUUGCUUAUGCAGUCUACAAGAGGAUGAUGGUUGGGGGCUGCAAUCCUAACACGGGUACAUUUGCUCAGUUACCUAAUCAAUCCUGACACUAUGGUGAUACUGAUCUAGUUACUAAUUAUAAUUAUGUAUAGAUUCCCCUGCUUGAUAUUAGCAAUGUAUAGAAAAAUAUGAAGUGUUUAUAAGUGUUGGCGAACCAAACCAAUCUCAUGAGCCCAUGAUUUCAAUAUAGAGUUUCGAACUUCGAUUAUUAGAAGAGGGCUCUUAAUUUUUUUAUUGUUUACUGGUUGCUUUUCACUUCUAUGAAGGCCUAGGUAUGUACAGGAUGAAUUAGCAGUUUACUAGUGAUGAUCAUUCCUGAAGAUCUAGUGUAGGAUUGGUGGCAAUCCUAUUCUUGUUUCCUUCAUUA